This is a messenger RNA of Ostrinia furnacalis (Asian corn borer), 1172 nucleotides long. RefSeq lists its product as uncharacterized. The record is from RefSeq and is a predicted model, not a curated record. The transcript has a single exon. Bases 114 to 1058 code for a protein of 314 amino acids. Gene Ontology annotation, molecular function: zinc ion binding. Lineage: Eukaryota; Metazoa; Arthropoda; Insecta; Lepidoptera; Crambidae.
AAUAUUUUUAUGAAUUUUGAUAGCAGUAAUUUUUACAUAUAAAUCUUUCAGACAAAUAAAAAGAGGGUAGUAAAGUUGUGAGCGUAUAUUUCAAACUACCCUGCAAAUAAGACAUGAUGGAGCAAAGUACAAGCGCGAAUACCAGUCGUGUGGACUUGGAUAGUUCAGAAAAUUCUCAAGCAGAGACUGAAAUGGAAUCAGUUACCUCCAAAGAAAUAUGCACUGAUACUAUUGACAUAGUAUCAGAUAAUGUUACAAUAUCUGCCACUCCUGAAAGUCCAGGAACUUUUGAUUUGGGUUCUACUUUAAGUGAGAACUUAGUUACAACUGCUGUAAAUACAUCAAUACCACUCGUUAUAGUCAGCAGGCCACCGUCGUUAGUCAUUCAAUCUCGGAAAUCUCUCCAGCCAUUCAUAAAUUCGGACUUGCCAUCACCAGCCUCUGUGAUAGCUGGACAGCCACAGUCACUGUUUUUACAAGCGCUAUCCAAAUUAAAUGAGAGUUCUCUCAGCAUGGCAGUUAUGAACCACUUCAAGACGACCCAGCCGAAUACUUCAGGGCAGACUAUGGGCCAGACUUAUUGGAGGAAGUCAGCUGAAAUAUCGCCUCCUGAUUCAUUAGCCAGCGCGCCACCAUCUUACUCGUUCGUAUUACGCCAGAUGGCUGUGCGUAGAAGACCCAGAAUCGUGGGCACUUUCAUACCUUCACCGUCAUUUGUUCAGCACACUCCUCCGCCUAAUUACGCGGCUGCUUUUGAUAUUUACGUUGAUAAUCCUAUUCCUCCGCCUCCUACGAGGGUUUACAAUUUUGGGUUCACGUCCAUGCCUGUUGUGUGCCCGGAUUGUGGCUACACUGGAAUGACUGUAGUCACCAGUAAGAUCACGAUAUGUACCCACUUGUGUGCUGUUAUCUUGUGCAUUAUGUGCUGCUGGGUAUGCGCACCACUGCCGUAUGUUCUCAGAUCUUGCAAGGAUGUUUAUCAUUACUGUCGAAACUGCAGGAACUUCUUGGGUAUGUACUGCCCGACAAAUCCAGAACAAUCAAUGUCACCACCAUGAUGUUCAUGAUGUUACAAAGUAUUUUAUUCAUAGUCAAUAGUUCUUACUAUUAUAUUGUUUUAAUAUUAUAGAUUUAAUUUGAAUGGUAUAUUUAUUGUUUCAUAAGAUAGGUGA